Molecule: messenger RNA, 2559 nt
Organism: Cladocopium goreaui
Lineage: Eukaryota; Dinophyceae; Suessiales; Symbiodiniaceae
Source: the annotation of a GenBank genome assembly
AUGAGGCCGGGCAGGGCCGUUCUUCAAGGGGCGCUGCUUUCCUUUCUAGCGGUGGCCAUCAGAGAUGGAUUGAAGUCUGAAAGCCUCACCGUGGACACCGAAGGUCGUUUGGAUGGACCCCAUUGCGAGUGGCGAGGCAUCACGUGUUUUGACCCGUGCGUAGUAAGGUAUUUGGAAUGUGAGACGUGCGGUGGCCGGCUGCCAGAGCGCAUCAACUUGAGCGGCCUUCGCAACGUAGAGUUGACCUCGCCUAAGCUGACCGGGGACAUCAAGGCUUUUGAGGAGAUACCAAACCUCGUGAAUUUGUCUCUCCACGGCACCCGGAUCCAUGGGAACCUCAGCGCCUUGGCGAAUCUGCAGCUCCAGUUCCUGGACCUCAGCGGCACCGCAGUGACGGGGGAUUUCAACACGCUGACCCGGUUCCAAGGUCUCAAGGUGGCGGAUUUGUCGCACACUGCGGUGACCGGUCGGAUGACAAACGAAUGGAGAGGGAAGUUGAAACGUCUCGAGAUAUUGAAGCUGCAAAACACCUCUGUGCAAUUCGCUCCACAGGGAGAGGAACUCCAGAAGCUGAAGGUGUAUGAGACUCGACAACGACCUCUACUUGCGUUGAAGGAGUUGGACCUCAGUCCGGUGAACAGCCCGGUGGAGAACUUGAUGCUGCCGCUGGCCACAUGUCCACAACUCACCUCCAUCCAAGCCGGUGGUGCUGGCAUUUACGGUGAAAUUCCAAAGCUGACAGACAUGGAAUUCAUGGUGGAUGGCGAGAUUGUUUCGAACAUCACCUUCCCUUUGGCAAAAUGUUUGGUAACGUUUGACCUCUCCGCAAACAACGUGACUGGAAUGCAUGAACUGCCAGUGCAGCGUCUCAUGUUGCUGCGGGAGAAUCAUCAGCUGAAUGUCGACGUGAAGGUGCUUACGCAGGCCUUGAGCAAACACAAGUUCCUGGACCUGUCAGGCACCGCACUGAGCAACCAAGACGAAGCAGCAGAGCUCUUGAAAGAAGGAGUGAUUAAGACAACGGACAUGCAUACCUUCAGAGACGAGACUGCGGGCUAUGCUUGCAAAGAUGUGAUAGGCACCCUGAAGGUGACACCAAGCAAGUUCUUGCCACAGGAGCUUUGCAAGUGCUUACCUGGAUGGUUCAGAAGCGGAGCAACAUGCGAGAUGUGUCCAUCCAACCAGUUCAGUGACGAUCUAGGCUUUGACACUUGCAAAAGCUGCCCUGCAAACAGCACAGCACCUGCAGGAUCCACAAAGAUGUCAGAGUGCAAAUGCAAAUUUGGAGAUCUCCAUGAAGGUAUUUGUGCUUGUGACCCGCACCACGCCUUGCACAAAAGGGCGACUGUGUUCUUUGCACCAAACUUCACCUGCAGUGCGAGACGCCUGGAAGUCUGGCAUCGACCGCCGUGCCAGACAAGGACUACACUCGCUUGGAACCGAGCGCUGAUGAGGCGCAUAGGUGUCUCCCACCGGCUGUAUCAGAUCGGUGUCCUGGCAGCCACCAGUGCGGCCCGGGCUACAAUGGAACUCUUUGCUCAAGCUGUGCAGAAGGGUUUUGGGCCACAAGAGGCAAGUGUGAGCGACUUGGAAUUGAGGCCAUGUGCCGAAGCAAGUUCGACCUCAAUUGCAUCCCUUGUGCUUUUGGGAGUUGCAGCCCUGCUGGCAGCAGCCUUCCUGUUCUACCGCCGAAUCUAUGGUCAACAAGUGCCAGAAGCGGCUAGUGUAAAGACUUUGCUCCAAAAGCUGCUGUGUCGGCAAGGCCCGGUGGUGCUUCAGCUGGUGCAGCUGUGGAGUGUUCUCAGCCGGUUACGGCAACAAAGCUCAUCCAGCGCCAAGGGCCUUCCGGAGAUUCCAUAUUUGGAAUUUCUGCAGUUGACCGCCACCGAACUGCAGAGUUCCCUGAAUGUGGAGUGUUCUUUUCAUGCAGAGACGGUUCGCACAGUGGCUGCUAUCAGUUCUCCGCUGGCGCCAUUGCUUUUGCUUGGGUGUUGCGCUGCCUUGGAGCUUUACCGAGCUGGCUCCGGCGUCAACAUGGCAUUGACGACGCUCACGUUCCUAUACAUUGGUGGUGCUUCGAGCACAGCACAGCUGUUCAGUUGUCAGUCAGAGGAUGGAGAUGGCGCAAGCCUCGGAACAUUUGCUUUUCGCAAAGCUGUUCGGCACUUGAGCUGCUUUCAGAGAGAUGGCGUGGCUUUCUGGGUUGACGUGGUUGCCUACAGCACUGCUGUGGCAUAUGUUGUUAUCAUUCCGCUCUUCCUCGUUGGCCUCAUGCUGCGACAGCACUUCGCCCUUCAGGAUGCUCGACUCUUUACUGCCUGUGCUGAGAGGAAACCCCCACAUACCACUCUGCACCUGGAGAUGUUGGACGACCAGCUUUCCAAAGAAGCGUUUCCAAAACGUUUACUCGCAGCCGUAGCAGCCCACAUGGCAGUGCAUUGCCGCGGCGCCAGACGGGUCCAGCUGCUUGAGAAGUCGGCCACCAUCAUAACAAUUUCGGAUAACCAAGAGGAAGAGUGGUGGCCGAUGCAACAGCAUCCAGAAACAUCGAUGUGCUGA